AUGGCCAUACCAAGAUCAGUUUUCCCGGCAAUAUCAAUGAGGACGGUGGUUCAGUGUCACAUUUUUUCAGAUGCCAGCUUAAAGGCCUAUGGUGCAGUUGCAUAUAUCAGAGUGGUCGAUGCAAAAGGGCAAGUAUCAGUUUCAUUUUUAUGCUCAAAGAGUCGCGUAGCACCUAUGAAGAUGGAUGGGAGCGAUGAGCUCACGCUUCCGAAGUUAGAGCUCACUGCAGCAUUAAUCGCUGCCAGAUUGUGCGAGUACCUUAGAAGUUCACUAAAAAUUCCAAUCAAAGAGUACUUUCUAUGGACCGAUUCCAAAAUUACCUUAAAUUGGAUAUACGGACAGUUGCAGAAAUGGAAACCAUAUGUCCAGACUAGAGUUGAAGAAAUUCGCCGUCAUACUUCCGUUGCUGAUUGGAGUCACUGCUCAGGCAAAGACAACCCGGCCGAUUUGGUUACAAGAGGGAUAUCUGGAGAAAAGUUGCAGUCAUCAGCUAUUUGGAUCGGUGGACCUAGUUGGCUGAAAGUUCCUGUUCUUGAUACUUGUAAGGAAAUCGCAGAUUGUCAAAGUCAAUUGAAUCUAUUAACACAAACUGAAGAAAGCAUCCGUGACCAAAAGAAGAAGGAACCGAUGGAGGCCAUCGUGAACUUCCAAAAUUUUAGCACAUGGCUAAGGUUGUUGAGGGUGACUUGCUGGGUUUUGCGGUUUGUUCACCGCAGACAAAGUUUUGAGAAGUUCUUGACUGAGGAGGAGCUACGCGAUGCCGAGCUUUACUGGCUAAGGUAUGUACACAGAACAAAAUUUACUAAUGAAUACUUUUCUUUAAAGAAAACUGGCGUUUUGGAAUUGUCAUCCAAAAUUCUAAAGCUAAGUCCGUUACUAGACGACAAUAGACUUAUCAGAGUAGGAGGCAGGCUCCAGAUGCUUGAAGAAACUUACGAUAUCAAGCACCCAAUCAUUUUGUCGUCUGACCAUCAUAUCACGGAUCUUAUUGUUGAUGACUUUCACCGAACAACGUUACACGGAGGAGUAAACACCGUCCUAGCUAAGAUAAGAGAACGAUUUUGGGUCAUCAAGGGCCGACAGGUAGUAAAGAAGCGGAUCAACAGCUGCAUCGUUUGUAAAAAAUUGUUUGGGCAGCCCGCUUCCCAGCCAUUCGCACCACUCCCACUACAUCGAGUUACUUUAGACAGGCCUUUCAAUAAUGUUGGUAUUGAUUUUGCUGGGCCUCUUUUUUACAUAACUGACGAUGGUUCUUCGAUGCGUAAAGCAUAUUUGCUGGUCUUCACCUGCGCGGCUGUCAGAGCAGUUCAUAUCGAGCUAACCACGAGCAUGUCCACUGAUAGUUGUAUCAUGGCUUUGAGACGUUUUAUAGCAAGACGUGGUACCCCAUCUGCUAUAUACUCCGACAAUGCUAAAUCUUUUCGGCGAGCCUCAUUUGAACUGAGAGGUUUCAAUGAUGUUCUACAGGGAGAAGGUCUGCCCGACUUUCUAGCGAAUAGCCGGAUAAGGUGGAACUUUAUCGUUGAGCGAGCUCCCUGGUGGGGAGGCUUCUGGGAGAGGAUGAUAAGAACAAUUAAGAAUGUUCUCAAAACGGUCAUUGGUAAGGCCAAAUUAAAUUUUGAACAAUUGAGAACUUUACUUACAGAGGCUGAAGCUUUGGUGAAUGAAAGGCCCCUUACUUACCUUUCCGAAGAUGUCUUGGGAUCACCGCCUCUGACACCGGCACAAUUCCUACACAUGCGCUCCACAACAACCGGCCAAAAUCUAUCUAAAGAGCUUAAUUCUUCGGGCUUGAGAGAACUGUGGCAACAUCGAAUGAAGUAUUUCGCAAAGAUGACAAUAAGAUGGCGAAUCGAAUACAUGCAGCAGCUUAGGUCUUUUCACUCAUCUAAUCCGAAGACAUCAAAGCAGUUACGAGUUGGAGAUGUGGUUCUGUUGUAUGACAGUGCUAAGCCACGUAUACAGUGGGAGAUGGUAAUGGUUAACCAGACGUUCGAGGGCCGAGAUGGAAAGGUUCGAGCUUGCGAGGUGAGAUUUGCGGACAGACGAUUAAUGCGAAGACCAGUCCAGCUCCUUUAUCCAUUGGAGCUAGCGAAUUCUGCCCGGGCCGCAGGAUGUUAA
Molecule: messenger RNA, 2121 nt
Organism: Eupeodes corollae
Lineage: Eukaryota; Metazoa; Arthropoda; Insecta; Diptera; Syrphidae
Exons: 1
Coding region: 1-2121 (706 amino acids)
Biological process (GO): DNA integration
Molecular function (GO): nucleic acid binding
Source: RefSeq, a predicted model, not a curated record